This is a messenger RNA of Prunus armeniaca (apricot), 600 nucleotides long. The record is from the annotation of a GenBank genome assembly. NCBI's taxonomy places the organism in Eukaryota, Viridiplantae, Streptophyta, Magnoliopsida, Rosales, Rosaceae.
AUGGGACCACUUCCUCUUGGAUGGGCAACAUGUGUAUUGGGCACCCAUCCUACCCUGUGCAUAGAUCCGCCACAUAGCCUAAAAUAUGGUGCAUGGAAAUCAAUUCAAGACUUGCCUCUCAAGGGUCUUGUAUUUGACUCACAGGGUGUGCUUUUACAGCGUGCUUUAGAUUGGUUGACGCUUCAAGAAACAUAUGGUGAACGGAUGUUAAAUAUUCUAACCUUCGAUCUUGCAAGCGAGGAGUUUUGCAAGUUUCCUCUACCCGUCCAUAUAUUUCCUCCUCCCAUAUCUGAUCCGGUUCACAAUGGCAAGCCUUUAUUGCUUUCAAGUUGUGGUAAAAUGGUACUUUUGGAAAAGAACUACAGCCGUCUUGUUGGUACGAUCUACAGAAUGAAACGCGCAAAAUGGUUCGAAGUCCUAUCGCUCAAUCUUUUUGCACAAUUAUUUGUGAGGAGAGCAUCCAUCUUCUUGGAAGUUAGGAGGAGGUGUACAAUGUCUGAAGAUGUUUUGAAGUCUAGAAUUGAUCUUCUUUUUUUGCCAAAGUUGGGAAUGGGGAGGGGGAAACUCACACGCACAGGGUGCGCUGUUCUUAUGAGUUGA